AUGUCUUGCUUAUCAUGUCGUCGCACUCUUGGUCAUUCUCCCCGGAACCCGUAUGCUGCGUAUAGCAUAGUGGCCACUCAUUGCUCUCUUGGCUUUUCGGGCUGCCAUCUCGUCAUGUUCACCUUCGUCAUCCGUAUGCUGGAAUGGACGUUCCAAAAGGACCCACUCAAACGGCACCUCCGACCUUCUGGUUCCUCCCCAUCCAUUCUCAUGGAUGCACUUGACCUCUCCACCAACAUGCGUGGUGUCGGUUGGAUCUGGUCCAAGAGCUUCCAUUUCCCUCCUGACAAAUGCCCCACUUCAUGCCCAUGGUUCAUAAUAUACGUCUUCCUCUCCGCUUUGUUCCACAGUUUCAUUUGUGGUGUAAUUCAGCUUGCCAUACGAGCUUUUUUGCCUGAGACUUUCACCGUCCUAAGUGGAGGCACUAUCUUUGACCCCACACUUCCCCCUCUGAUCCGAUACAUCCGAUCCAGUGUCCUUUCUAUCCUCGUCGGAUUCUCCAUCUACACACUCAUGCAAACAAUCUAUAACCUCGGCACAUUCUUCAGCGUCGCUGUGUUGCAGCAAGACCCUGCACAGUGGCCUCCUGUAUUCUACGAACCAUGGAAUGCGGACUCGUUGCGCGAUUUUUGGGGCUAUAGAUGGCAUCAUUUAUUGAGGCGAACAUUUAUUGUGGUGGGCGGGUGGUCUUUGGGGUCUUUAUUCGGAUAUGUGAGAUUCGUAGCUGGAACCUUCAUUGGAUCGGGGAUUUAUCACAACAUUGUGGUCAUUAUGAUCAAUCAGAACGUCGAGUGGUGGUGCAUGACCCUCUCGUUCGGAAUGAUGGGUGUCAGCGUCAUUCUCGAGCUCAUGUUCACAUGGAUGGCGGGAAGGCGAGUGAGUGGGUGGAUGGGGAGAGCAUGGAUGACGGCUUGGUUGUUGGUAUGGGGGAAUGUCAUGGUCGAUGGACUUGCGCGAGCGGGGAUGUUUGCAUCGGCGGGCGCGUUUGGUACUGCGGCUCCUGUGAGGGGCAUCGUGGAGCACUACACAACAGCCUUCGAUAGAUGGCUGAGGGCGUGUGGAUCGUAG
Messenger RNA from Pisolithus orientalis, 1068 nucleotides. RefSeq lists its product as uncharacterized. The record is from RefSeq and is a predicted model, not a curated record. NCBI's taxonomy places the organism in Eukaryota, Fungi, Basidiomycota, Agaricomycetes, Boletales, Pisolithaceae. Gene Ontology annotation, biological process: lipid metabolic process. The transcript has 2 exons. The coding region runs from base 1 to 1068 and encodes 355 amino acids.